ACCCAUGCCUUUGCCAAUCUAUUUCGCAGUUCAAGGCUUGCCAGCUAUGACCGGACAAUAAACCAAGUCUAUACAACCACAAAAAAUUUUAAAAAAAUAGGUGAUUGGGGUCUGAAGCGAAAUCUGCCUACCGUCAUACGAACCGAUUAUACCACGAUCAAAGACUUGGAUACAGCAGAGCAUCAAACACCUUGGUAUACAGCCAACAACCAAGUGCUCUUUAUGAAACGAUGGAAAGAGAAUUUUGAUGCUAGUGUCUCUCAAAAGCCCAAAACACCAGCCGCUUCUGUAACAGAAGACAAUGACAAACAGUUGCAAAACGUAAUGGCCAUGACCCCCGCGCAGUUCAACCACUUUAAAAAACAAUGUGCAAAGCGUGCAUCCGAGUUCCAACACCUUGUCAAGUCAAAACAAUUAGUGCGAGAGCAGAUAUACGACUAUUUAAAUGUGACAUUUGAGCAGGAGAGGCCUGUGAUGGGCCCUACUUACUCUGCUGCUACUCCACCCCAAGAGCCACUCAAGGUGCAAGGCCGCAUCUUGAAUCCAGUCAAAGUAGACUACUUUAUCGGACAUGCCGUCGCCGUCGGAGGCAUCGUCGCUUUAUUACCCAGAGAAUACGCCUCUUUCAUACAAGCCAACAAAAAUGAUCGUAAUCAACUGCACGACUUUUAUGUCGAAAGCAUCACGAUGAACGAAGACGGAACACCUCUGAUCAUCUUGAAC
This is a messenger RNA of Mycotypha africana, 723 nucleotides long. RefSeq lists its product as uncharacterized. The transcript has a single exon. Lineage: Eukaryota; Fungi; Mucoromycota; Mucoromycetes; Mucorales; Mycotyphaceae. The annotation marks the transcript as partial. The record is from RefSeq and is a predicted model, not a curated record.